Naegleria lovaniensis is the source of this 1614-nucleotide messenger RNA. RefSeq lists its product as uncharacterized. The coding region runs from base 1 to 1614 and encodes 537 amino acids. NCBI's taxonomy places the organism in Eukaryota, Heterolobosea, Eutetramitea, Acrasida, Naegleriidae. The transcript has 3 exons. Gene Ontology annotation, cellular component: mitochondrion. Gene Ontology annotation, molecular function: nucleic acid binding; asparagine-tRNA ligase activity; ATP binding. The record is from RefSeq and is a predicted model, not a curated record. Gene Ontology annotation, biological process: asparaginyl-tRNA aminoacylation.
AUGAAAAGAUUGAUUUCUGCUUGUUACGGUCAUUUGAGCUCAUCAACCAUGAUGGGAAGGCUCGGAAUUGGCCAAAGAAAUUUAAGCACUGGUAGUGGAUCUGCAUUAUUACUUUGUACAAAUAAAUGUAGAGGAAGGGAAUUUCAAGAAUUUUCAUCAUCAUCCUCCGACUGCAACCGAUUCUUCUCAAUGAAGAAUUCAUUCACGAUGGAUCGAGAAAUCAAGAUGAGAGUUAAGGAAGCUCGUAUGGAGGAAAACGUUGAUAGAAAUGUUACGAUUGAAGGAUGGGUGAGAACUUCGAGAAUGCAAAAGAAUUUAUGUUUCAUUGAAGUGAAUGAUGGCUCUUGCAACUCUAAUUUACAAGUUGUUUUUGACAUGACCAAUACUCAUCAAGGUACACCUGUCAUAUCUCAUGACGAGCUUGCAAAAAUUCAAAAUGGAGCAAGUAUCAGAAUUCGAGGACAGAUUAUUAAAUCACCGGGAAAAGGUCAAAAAACUGAGCUUUCAAACAUUGCAGAAAUUAAAGUAUUGGGAGAGUGUCCUCAAGAACAAUAUCCACUUCAAAAGAAAGGCCACACUGUUGAAUUUUUGAGAGAAAUUUCACAUCUUAGAAGCAGAACGAACACGGGUGCUGCCGUUUUGCGUGUAAGAAAUUCUGCCAUGAUGGCUAUCCAUGAAUAUUUCCAAAGUCAGGACUUUAUUCAAAUUCAUACACCAAUUUUAACUGGAAGUGAUUGUGAAGGAGCUGGAGAACAAUUUAAAGUAAUGUCAGAACAACACAAAGAUUUCUUUGGAGAAAACCAAGAAGUGUUCUUAACAGUGAGUGGACAAUUAGAAGCAGAGAUAUUUGCGUCAUCCAUGUCGAGAGUAUAUACAUUUGGACCUACAUUUAGAGCUGAAGAUUCCAGAACAACUAGACACCUCGCUGAAUUUUGGAUGGUAGAAAUGGAACAGGCAUUCAUUGGACUGCCAGAAUUGGUUCAACAUUCUGAAAACAUGAUUAGACAUGCAGUACGAAAAGUGUUAGAUCAAUGUGAAGAGGACAUUCAAUUCUUUAAUAAGUGGUACAAGAAUACCCUCUUUGAAGAUUUGAAAAAGGUGGCUAGUAAUGAAACCAAAUUCGUGACCAUUACAUAUACUGAUGCUGUUGAGUUAUUGCAGAAAGAUGCAAUUGAAAAGAAUCGGGUUCAAUUCAAAUAUCCUGUGGAAUGGGGUGUCAAUUUGCAAAGCGAGCAUGAAGUGUACCUUUGCAAGUAUUUCAACAGUCCCGUAUUUGUCACCAAUUAUCCAAAGGUGAUCAAACCAUUCUAUGCUCGAGUCGAUGAGAACGGUAAAACUGUCUCUGCUGUUGACUUGUUGGUCCCUGAUUUGGGAGAGUUAAUUGGAGGAUCUGUAAGAGAAGAACGAUAUGAUAUCCUACUUCAAAACAUGAAAGAGAAGGGAAUGACAAAUCUCCAAAAUUAUGACUGGUAUUUGGACUUGAGAAAAUUUGGAACUGUGCCACAUGGUGGUUUUGGUCUUGGAUUUGAACGGUUAAUUCUUUUCCUCACAGGAAUUCCAAAUAUUAGAGAAACAAUUCCAAUUUACAGAGCUCCAGGAUUUUGUAAAUUUUAG